Molecule: messenger RNA, 309 nt
Organism: Lichtheimia ornata
Lineage: Eukaryota; Fungi; Mucoromycota; Mucoromycetes; Mucorales; Lichtheimiaceae
Exons: 1
Coding region: 1-309 (102 amino acids)
Source: RefSeq, a predicted model, not a curated record
AUGAUACAGGAGACUGAAAACGAUAGAAGCAUUGAUGAUGACAGUGACGAAUACGAGCCCACACGUGAAGCUAGCAGCAAACGCAGAGCCACACAUGCAGCUACCACAACACGUAUUGCCACGCAUGAAGCCGUGCGAAUGGAAAGUGCCGAGAGUUCUGUUUCGAAUCGACACUUGCCAUCAUUCAACAACGUGCCAUCAUUCAAUAACGUGCCAUCAUUCAAUAACGUGCCAUCAUUCAAUAACGUGCCAUCAUUCAAUAACGUGCCAUCAUCGUCAAGCAGCACAAGUUCCAAUCAACGCAAAUGA